Messenger RNA from Salvelinus fontinalis (brook trout), 998 nucleotides. RefSeq lists its product as uncharacterized. The record is from RefSeq and is a predicted model, not a curated record. Bases 131 to 862 code for a protein of 243 amino acids. The transcript is spliced from 2 exons. Lineage: Eukaryota; Metazoa; Chordata; Actinopteri; Salmoniformes; Salmonidae.
UUAGUCAAUAAGAUUUUUUUAUUUAUUUUUUGCAACGUAAGCUUAACUUUCUGAACAUUCGAGACGUGUAGUCCACUUGUCAUUCUAAUCUCCUUUGCAUUAGCGUAGCCUCUUCUGUAGCCUGUCAACUAUGUGUCUGUCUAUCCCUGUUCUCUCCUCUCUGCACAGACCAUACAAACGCUUCACACCGCGUGGCCGCUGCCACCCUAACCUGGUGGUCCCAGCCCGCACGACCCACGUGGAGUUCCAGGUCUCCGGUAGCCUCUGGAACUGCCGAUCUGCGGCCAACAAGGCAGAGCUCAUCUCAGCCUAUGCUUCCCUCCAGUCCCUCGACUUCUUGGCACUGACGGAAACAUGGCUCACCACAGAUAACACUGCUACUCCUACUGCUCUCUCUUCGUCUGCCCACGUGUUCUCGCACACCCCGAGAGCUUCUGGUCAGCGGGGUGGUGGCACCGGGAUCCUCAUCUCUCCCAAGUGGUCAUUCUCUCUUUCUCCCCUUACCCAUCUGUCUAUCGCCUCCUUUGAAUUCCAUGCUGUCACAGUUACCAGCCCUUUCAAGCUUAACAUCCUUAUCAUUUAUCGCCCUCCAGGUUCCCUCGGAGAGUUCAUCAAUGAGCUUGAUGCCUUGAUAAGCUCCUUUCCUGAGGACGGCUCACCUCUCACAGUUCUGGACCAUUUCCGGAGACCUUCUCCCUUACCUCACCUCCCUCAUCAACUCAUCCUUGACCGCUGGCUACGUCCCUUCCGUCUUCAAGAGAGCGAGAGUUGCACCCCUUCUGAAAAAACCUACACUCGAUCCCGCCGAUGUCAACAACUACAGACCAGUAUCCCUUCUUUCUUUUCUCUCCAAAACUCUUGAACGUGCCGUCCUUGGCCAGCUCUCCUGCUAUCUCUCUCAGAAUGACCUUCUUGAUCCAAAUCAGUCAGGUUUCAAGACUAGUCACUCAACUGAGACUGCUCUUCUCUGUAUCACGGAGGCGCUCUGCACUGCUAAA